AUGUCAAGAAAAAGAAUUGAAGCUCCUCCUUUGACAGAUCGAUCUCAGUAUAGAAGAAUUAGUUAAAAAAGUGUAGAUGAAUUAAAUUAGGUAAGAUUAAAUCAAAUUUAGACUCUUCAUGCUAGAAUAAAUAGUAUGGUUGGACUAGAUGAAUAGCUCACAAAUAAAAUAAAACAGCUUUAAUCAGCUUCUCUUACACCAAAAGACUUAUCAUCAAUAAGUUUAUCAUUAUAAGAUAUGGUGUGCACAUUAUAAAAGGUUUCUUAUAAUGAAAUAAUGUAUAAUUAAUUAGUAAGAGAAAAUGAAAAAUUGAAAAAUGAAUAAUCUUAUUUGAAAGCAUAAUUAUUUAAAUUUAAUUCUCUAAUCUAAAAAAUGUAAAAAGAACAUUAAGUGCUAUUAGAGAAGAUUAAGUCAUAAGAAAUUGAUAUUAAUAAUUUGAAUAAAAAGCUUUUAGCUGAAUAAAAAGUAAAUGAAGAAACUAGUAAUAUCUAUAUUGAAAUAUUUAGCAAAAAAAUUAAGAAGAUCAGAAUAAAGAGUUUAAAUAAUUUUAGAGUCAAAUAUCACUUUAUAAAAAGAUCAAUUGAAAAAUAAUUUAAUAGAAGCAUUAUCUGAAAAUGAACAUAUAAAAAAAGAUGCAAUUUAAAAAUAAAAAGAUUAUUAAAAGUAAACUAAUUAACAUAAUAGUAAAGGCUUUAGAUGGCAAAUAAUGUACUAAAUUAAAAGUUGUAAAGAUUAAACAAUAGAUUUUAUAUAAGUGGAAAAGCUUAAAAUGAAGAAGAAUUUAUAGAUUAAGAGAAGAUGGUGAUAACUUUUACAGAAAUUCCAAAAAAUUUUGUAUUUCGUCAUGUAUUUUAAAAUUAAGAAUGCAAAUGUAAUUAUUAAAAUAAGGAUAGAAUUUAUUUAAUCUGCAUUAGAAUUCUCUACAGAAGAUUUCAUUAUGCAUGUAAAUUCAUUAAAUUAAGAAAGUAAGAAAAUGCAAUUAACUUGGUUAUUUAAUCAUAUGGUAAAUUAUAGAGAUUUCAGUUUGGCUCAUAAUACUUUUAUAGUAAAAUUAUCAUAAUUAAUAUAAUUAACUAAUUUUGAUGAAAUGUAUAGUUUUAUAACAACACUUUCUGGCUUUUUUAAAGUUUCUCAUAUGUAUCUUUGGCUUAGAGAUUUUUAAACUGGUUUUUUCAUAAAUGUGAGUGAUGGUAAAUAGAGGAAGAUAAUGUGUACAAAAGGAGCAUUCAGAGAUAGUCUUGAAUCAAGAGAAUCAGUUAAUAAAUUAACAGCUCAUAAACAUAUGAUGUAUUAAAAUGAUCGAGGAGAAGAUGUUUUUUAAGAUAAUACUUAUAUCUUUCCAGUAAUCACAGAUUAAGCUUUACCUGCUGGUGUAAUAGAGUUUUCUCAUCCUACUCAUAGUAAUAAUUAUAGUGAUAUAUAAUAUUUUGCAUCUAUCUUAGGAUUAUUCGUUAAAUUAACAAUUUAAAAAAUUGAUGAAGAUAACCAUUAAAGAUCUUUAUUAAAAUAAAUAGAUAUAUUGCAGAAUGAAUUUUUGAAGUUAAUGAAGGCUAAUGAUAAAUUUCACUUUUGUGAGUUGGUUAAAGACAUGUAAAACAAAAUAUUGUAAUUGUCAACUAGUGAAAUUGUUUUUGUUGAAGAUGGAUGCUUAUGGAAAUAUUAUAAAUAGGAUAUUAAAAAAUUGGAUAAUAUUGCUGGAGUAUGUGGAUAAGUAGCUAUAAAUUAAGCUCCUGCUUAUUUUGCUAAUAUAUCAAGGGAACUCAAUUAUAAUGAGAUUAUUGAUAUGUAUUCUAUUGCACCUAUUUUCAUUUAUCCUAUUAUUCAUAAAAACAAAACUUAUGCAAUGAUUUAGUUAUCUUUAACAAAUAAAUAAAUUGAUAAAUAUCGAUUCAAAGAUCCUUUAAUUAGUUUAACAUAGUUAUCAAAUUAAGCUAGAUUAUUUUGUGAAUAUGUUACAACAGCUUACAUUAAUAGAUUUUUAUGA
Paramecium sonneborni is the source of this 1984-nucleotide messenger RNA. Lineage: Eukaryota; Ciliophora; Oligohymenophorea; Peniculida; Parameciidae. The record is from the annotation of a GenBank genome assembly.